AUGGCACCAACCAUCCCAGUGCCCACACAGGGCGGCAUGUUCCACACCUUCCAAGGCGUCACACCACGCAAAGCAUCAACAGAUUCCCAAGACAGCACCAAGACCAGCGGAUCGGGGACCGCUAAGAGGAUAACCACACCACACGCCUGUGCCGAGUGCAAGAGACGCAAGAUUAGGGCACCCAAGAUGUGCUUUUAUGACAAGCACCGGCAGCGGGUGAUUCCCUCACGCAAGACCCUCGAAGCCCUCUCACAGUCACUCGAAGAAUGCCGCUCCAUCCUGAAGCGGUUGUAUCCCAACCAGGAGGUCCAGGCUUUGCUGCCCCUAUCACGACAGGAGCUGCUUAACCUCCUGGACCGGCCCGUAAUAGACACCUCGGUCGGCGGUCUCCCAUCACCGCCCAUCAACACCUCGCCCAUCUCGGACAUCGGCUCGCCAAUGAUGACCAAGUCGGAAAACAUCCUGGAGCAGCUUCCGUCGAGAGACACCGAAUGGGACGAGGAACGGAGGGGGAGAGACCCAAUCCCCGCCGAGGCUGACGACAUCAACGCUCUCUCGCUCUCCGUGGACCGGCAAGCAUCCUACCUCGGCGCCUCCUCCAUCAAGGCUGCCUUGAUGGUCAUGCUCAAGGUGCAGCCCAGCUUGAGGAACACCCUCGCCGCGCCUCUGAGCGGCGUCGAGAUGUCACACAACUUCCCCGCCGUGAGGCAAAAGUCUUCGGCCGCGCCAAAAGACCCUCAGCGGAUUCCGUGGUCCUGGAAGGGCCAAACCUUGAUCGACGCCUACUUCAAGCGCAUCCACGUCUUCGUCCCCAUGCUUGACGAAAGCGCCUUCCGGGCCGACUAUCUUGAAGGACAGCGAACCGACGCUCCCUGGCUGGCACUACUCAACAUGGUGUUUGCCAUGGGAAGCAUCGCUGCCAUGAAAUCCGAUGACUACAACCACAUCAACUACUACAACCGCGCCAUGGAGCACUUGCCCAUGGACGCCUUUGGCAGCAGCCACAUCGAGAUGGUUCAAGCCCUCGCCCUCAUCGGCGGCUACUACCUACACUACAUUAACCGCCCUAACAUGGCUAACGCCGUCCUCGGCGCCGCCAUUCGCAUGGCCAGCGCUCUCGGCCUGCACCGCGAGUCUCUCGCCCAGUCCAGCAGCGACAUCAUCGCGGCCGAGACUCGCCGGCGCACUUGGUGGUCUCUCUUCUGCCUCGACACGUGGGCGACCACUACCAUGGGUCGCCCCUCCUUCGGCCGCUGGGGACCGGCCAUCAACAUCCGGCCGCCCGAGUUUGGCAUCAACGCCAACCGUGACUCGUCGCAGCACGCCGGCAUCCUACCGCUGAUCGAGAACAUCAAGUUCUGCAAGAUCGCGACCCAGAUUCAAGAUAUGCUCGCCAUCACACCGCUCCUCAACACCGAAGACCGCUGCAACCUCGACUCGCAGCUCGUCGCCUGGUACACGUCACUGCCCUGGCUGCUGCGCACCACAGACCCCUGCGCGGAGCCGCUCUACAUGGCCCGCUGCAUCAUGAAGUGGCGCUACCAGAACCUACGCAUGCUGCUGCACCGACCGGUGCUGCUCUCGCUCGCCUCGUCGGGCUUGAACCCGCACACACAGGCUUGCGACGCCGACCUGGCCGCCAUCGAGACGUGCCGCGACCUCGCCGCGCAGACUAUCGAUGAUAUCGCGCGCGAGUGGGCGCGGAACCAGAUGAGCGGCUGGAACGCGGUCUGGUUUCUGUACCAAGCCGCCAUGGUGCCGCUCGUCAGCGUCUUCUGGCAGUGGGGGUCGCCGCGCGUGCCCGAGUGGCUCAAGCAGAUCGAGGCCGUCCUGGACCUGCUCGAGGUCAUGGAGGAGUGGUCGCUAGCCGCUCGCCGAUCGCGCGAGGUCGUCUGGCGUAUGUACGAGGCUGCCCGCCAGCUCGUCGCCCAGCAGCGCGCCAGCGCCAGCCCUUCCAUCCAGGUGCUCACGGGCGGCGGCGCCGCUGGCGCUGAAGGUAUGCUGAUGGCCAGCCCGGGCUCCGCCGAAGCUGCCGGUAUGCACAUGAGCCCCAUCGGCCUCGAGCCCGUCGAUGGCCUUGGCCUCAUGGGCCUCCUCGAUCAGGGCGGCCUGUGGGGAGACCUCGACGGCAUGUACUGGGGCAGCCAGCACAGCCAUUCCGGGAGCAUGAGCCUGGGUAGCCCCGUCGACGAGUCGGCCAUGGCCGCCGCCGCCGCUCACGAGUUUGCCGCUGCCGCGGCUUACCACCCGGGUGCGCCUACUACUGCCGGCCCGCACGAGGGCAUGGUGCACGCCGUUGACUACGGCGGCCUCAUGGGCCAUCACGCACACCCCCAUCACGGAGGCCACCACCAUCACCAGGCGGCCGCAAUGGAGUUUGGAUACGUCCAAUAA
This is a messenger RNA of Chaetomium globosum CBS 148.51, 2394 nucleotides long. RefSeq lists its product as uncharacterized. The transcript has 2 exons. The record is from RefSeq and is a predicted model, not a curated record. NCBI's taxonomy places the organism in Eukaryota, Fungi, Ascomycota, Sordariomycetes, Sordariales, Chaetomiaceae. The coding region runs from base 1 to 2394 and encodes 797 amino acids. Gene Ontology annotation, biological process: DNA-templated transcription; positive regulation of transcription from RNA polymerase II promoter by galactose. Gene Ontology annotation, cellular component: nucleus. Gene Ontology annotation, molecular function: zinc ion binding; DNA-binding transcription factor activity, RNA polymerase II-specific; RNA polymerase II cis-regulatory region sequence-specific DNA binding.